This is a messenger RNA of Mytilus californianus (California mussel), 708 nucleotides long. RefSeq lists its product as uncharacterized. Lineage: Eukaryota; Metazoa; Mollusca; Bivalvia; Mytilida; Mytilidae. The record is from RefSeq and is a predicted model, not a curated record. Bases 40 to 519 code for a protein of 159 amino acids. The transcript is spliced from 3 exons.
GCUACUAACAGUAUAUGUCACAUAAAAAUAAUUUCCAACAUGAGAGUUUACAUUGGGGUUCUGCUUGUGGCGACACUUCUGAGUUCUGGCUAUUGCCAGUUUACCGGUAUGAUGGAAAAUCCUGCAUUGAUGAUGGCAAUGAUGAAAGGUAUGGGAGGAGGUGGAAAGAUGCCAAUGGGAGGAAUGGACAUGAGUGCGGCUCCUAUUAUGGACCCAAAAAUGUUUCAAAUGGCUAAACUAGCUGCAAUGAUGGGACCUAACACCAUGGCUGGAAAAGGAAAAGGAAAAGCAGCAAAACCAACUUUGAAAAUGACAAAACCAGCAGCACAACCACAAUCAUCAGGCAUUGACCCAAUGAUGAUAAUGUUAUUAUCAAAGCAGGCUGGGGGGAUGGAUCCACUUACCAUGAGCUUAUUAAUGUCAUCGUCAUCACCAAAACCAGCAGCUGCAGAAACUGCUUCCUCAGGAAUCGAUCCUGCAACAAUGUACAUGCUUAUGCAGAGUGGUAUGUUUGGUUAAAGAAGAAAAGAAAGAUAACUGAUUUUCUUACAACGUUACGAUGAAGUAAUCAGUAUUGUGACAUGACUAUGACAACGUGCACACCGUUUGCUGUUCAUUAUGCUACUGUUAUUUUACAAUGUUUUUAAAUCCAAAAUGAAAGUUUUAUUUGUGAUAAAUAUUCAUUUUAUAUUAAAUAUAAAAAUAUCA